Molecule: messenger RNA, 1104 nt
Organism: Nerophis ophidion (straightnose pipefish)
Lineage: Eukaryota; Metazoa; Chordata; Actinopteri; Syngnathiformes; Syngnathidae
Product: homeodomain-interacting protein kinase 1-like
Exons: 7
Coding region: 1-1104 (367 amino acids)
Biological process (GO): positive regulation of transcription by RNA polymerase II; peptidyl-serine phosphorylation; smoothened signaling pathway
Cellular component (GO): cytoplasm; nucleus; PML body
Molecular function (GO): protein tyrosine kinase activity; protein serine/threonine kinase activity; SMAD binding
Source: RefSeq, a predicted model, not a curated record
AUGCCUGUAAAGACAUGGCUCGGAAAGGUUUUGCCCUCUUCCCACUCCAGUGUCAGGAACCAGAGGAUGGAGUGUUCCACUUUACCAGUGACGGUUGAGUGCCAGAUCUCCUCUCCCACCUGUGAAUACAAAAUGGAGGAGGUUUUAGGGGCUGGGUCCUUUGGCGAGGUGGUCCAGUGCAGAAAGCUGUCGUCGGGCGAGACCGUGGCUUUGAAGGUGAUCAAGGACAGCAGCAAGAUGGAGGAGGCCAAGGAUGAGGAACGUGUUUUGAUCGAGCUGAAAGCACGGGGCUCGGACCGGUACAACAUAGUCAACUGGAACGACUCCUUCACCUUCCAGGGGCAGUUUUGUCUGGAGUUUGAGAAACUUGACAUGAACCUUCAUCAGCUGCUCAAGUGUCGCCUGCCUCUGUCCUUGAUGGAGAUCCGGCCAGUUCUUCAGCAGUUCCUGAAGAGUGUGGGGAUUGUCCACUGCGAUCUGAAGCCGGACAACAUCAUGGUGGUGGACCACCUGCAGUUGCCCCUGAAGGUGAAAGUCAUCGACUUUGGCUUGGCUCUACAUACGUCAGAACUGUCUCGGGGCACGACGGUGCAGAGCAUGUGGUACCGAUGUCCCGAAGUACUGCUGGGACACGAGUGCAAUGAGGCCAUCGAUGUAUGGUCUCUGGGCUGCAUCGCCGUGGAGCUGCUGCUUGGUCAUUCCCUGUUUGACGGCUGUGAUGAGUACAGCAUGCUGUCACAGAUCAACACCAUGCUGGGAAAACUGCCAGCCAGCCUCCUCAACGCGGGAAUAUUCACAUCGUGCUUCUUCCGCAAGAAAGCCAAAAAAUGGAGAUUGAAGAACCGGGCCGAAAUUAUCACAGCUUAUGACGGCACUCAACCUUUAAACAAACUUUCAGAUCUCUUAGAGGCUCGUUUUGUGCGACCAAUCAACUGCACCGAUGAGGACCGGCGCGCAAUGCAGUGUGACCUGGAGAUCUUUGUGGAUCUAGUCGCGUCGAUGCUUCUGAUGUCACCGCAAAAACGGGCCCGACCUUGUCAAAUUCUGGAGCACAAAUUCAUUUCCAUGAGCCACUUUGAUGGCAAAUUCCCAAACAGUGCUUAG